Messenger RNA from Nicotiana attenuata, 1310 nucleotides. Its product is annotated as O-glucosyltransferase rumi homolog. The transcript has 5 exons. The coding region runs from base 16 to 1173 and encodes 385 amino acids. The record is from RefSeq and is a predicted model, not a curated record. Lineage: Eukaryota; Viridiplantae; Streptophyta; Magnoliopsida; Solanales; Solanaceae.
GGAAUCACUAGGGAAAUGUUGGAGAAAGCCAAAACACAUGCUCACUUCAGAUUAAUAAUAUUGGAUAGGAAAAUUUACGUUGAACGAUAUCCUAAGAAAUCUAUUGAAACUAGGCAUUUAUUCACCAUGUAUGGGAUUGUACAACUCCUAAGGUGGUACCCUGGAAAAUUGCCUAAUUUGGAGAUCAUGUUUAAUACAGAUGACCGGCCGGUCAUCGCCGCUAAGGACUUCCAGCAGCCUAACUCUGGCCCACCCCCGUUGUUCCGGUAUUGUUCGGAUUGGGAAAGUCUGGAUAUUGUUUUCCCAGAUUGGUCAUAUUGGGGCUGGGGAGAGACAAAUAUAAGACCUUGGAGAAGUAUGAUGAAGAAGAUAAAAGAAGGGAACAAGAGAAGCAGUUGGAAGGAGAGGAUACCCUUUGCUUAUUGGAGGGGAAAUCCUAAUGUUUCUCCAGUCAGGAAAGACCUUAUGAAGUGUAAUGUCACUCAUAAUCAGAAUUGGGAUACUCUCUUAUAUAUCCAGGACUGGACUGAUCAGUCCAAAAAGGGUUACAAGGAAUCAAAUAUUGAAGACCAAUGCACCCACAGAUUUAAGAUAUAUGUAGAAGGGUGGGCAUGGUCAGUGAGCGAGAAGUACAUAUUUGCCUGCGAUUCUCCAACAUUGUACAUAACGCCUCAGUACUAUGAUUUCUUCAUGAGAGGGAUGAUUCCACAGCAGCAUUACUGGCCUAUUAGAGACACUGAUAAGUGUAGAUCUCUCAAAUUUGCUGUUCAAUGGGGAAACAAUCACACCGACAUGGCACAGGCCAUUGGGAAAGCAGGAAGUGAUUUUAUUCAUGAAGACAUGAAGAUGGAACAUGUAUUUGAUUAUAUGUACCAUCUGCUGAAUGAAUACGCGAAGUUGCAGAAGUUUAAUCCAGUUGUUCCUCCAAAUGCAAUUGAAAUAUGUUCAGAAUCAUUGGCAUGUCUUUCAAAUGGUAUUUGGAGGAAGUUUAUGGAAGAAGCCUUAGAGAAGUCUCCAAGUAAUACUGAACCAUGCACACUUCCACCACCUUAUAACCCUCAACAACUUAAGGCCUUUGUUGAAAAAAAGGCUAAUGCCACAAAGCAAGUGGAGGAAAUGGAGGAUGAGUACUGGUCCAGUCUAAACAAGAGCACUAGCUUGGCCUUUUCUUAAAUUUCCUUAUUGCUAAUUGUAUUCUCAUGUACAAUAUACCUUAGUGCAUGCUCUUCACAUACAACUUCAACCACAAAGUGUUUAGACAAAAACUUUGAUUUUUGAUAGCCGAGAGCUGUUAGUCUAUAGAAUGUUUG